Messenger RNA from Lepidothrix coronata (blue-crowned manakin), 1496 nucleotides. RefSeq names its product methyltransferase like 11B (gene NTMT2). Gene Ontology annotation, cellular component: cytoplasm. The transcript is spliced from 4 exons. Gene Ontology annotation, biological process: N-terminal protein amino acid methylation. NCBI's taxonomy places the organism in Eukaryota, Metazoa, Chordata, Aves, Passeriformes, Pipridae. Gene Ontology annotation, molecular function: N-terminal protein N-methyltransferase activity. The record is from RefSeq and is a predicted model, not a curated record. The coding region runs from base 16 to 870 and encodes 284 amino acids.
CAAAACAUCUUCAUCAUGGCGUAUAAAGCAGCACAUUUGGCCUUCAAGUCGCGCUGGCACAAGACCGACGAAGAACUCUGUCGCCACAGCAUGUCCUUUGUCUUGCACAAGGCCAUCCAAAAUGACUUCUUUAAGUGUUACCUUUAUCUGCUGGAGAAGCUUCCCCUGGUGAAACUUUAUGCUUUGACAAGUCAAGUCAUCAAUGGGGAGAUGCAGUUCUACGCCAGGGCCAAGCACUUCUACCGGGAUGUGCCAGCCACGGAAGAGGGAAUGAUGGGAGACUACAUCGAGCUCUCCAACACAGACGUUGAAUCCUCCAGGGAAUUUCUCAGGAAGUUUGUUGGGGGGGUGGGGAAGGCCGGCACCAACCGCGCCCUGGACUGCGGCUCUGGGAUAGGUCGUAUCAGCAAACACGUCCUGCUGCCGGUUUUCAAGAGCGUGGAACUGGUGGAUAUGAUGGAGAAUUUCCUGGCCGAGGUCCCGAACUACCUGCAGGGCAAGGAGGACAGAGUAGAGAUGUAUUAUUGCAAAAGCCUCCAGGAAUUCACUCCAGCCCCACAGAGAUACGACGUCAUCUGGAUUCAGUGGGUUUCAGGAUAUCUGACAGAUAAAGAUCUCCUGGAGUUUCUCAUCCGGUGCCAGAAUGGCUUGAAGGCUAAUGGUGUUAUCAUUCUCAAGGACAAUGUAGCCAGGGAGGGCUGUACCCUGGAUUGCCUGGACAGCAGCGUGAUCCGAGACCUGAACAUCCUCCACAGCCUCAUUGAAAUGAGCGGGCUCACCAUCCUGCGGGAGGAGAGGCAGGAGGGAUUCCCUGAGCAGUGUGUCCCUGUCUGGAUGUUGGCCAUGCAGAAAGGCCCUGGCCAUUCCUGAUUGCCUAGUGGAACUGCAGAGACUGGACUAUGGGUGAACCACUGGACUGGGAAGAAGAAAAGCAUCUGUUGGAAUACUCCUAACCAUGCACUGCUGCUGCUGCAGCUCUAGGGCAGCAACUCCUGAAGGGUCAGGAGAGAAUUACAAUGGAGUCAGCUUCUCCAGGGAAUUGUCUGCUUCUGAAUCCUGCCCGCUUCGUCAUUCUUUCCAUUUUUAAAAGUCUUUCUAACAGCUCCUUGUUGGAUCUCUCUUUCAUUAAGGAGUCAAUACUGGAUAAAACUUAACUAGUAGAAAAUAAUUAGGUCUGAAUUUUCUGUAGUUGCUAAUACAUUUUGGAGUGUUCUGUAUGAGGUGUUAAAUAAGCCUGGUUUUUACUAUAGCACUUAAAUCUUCUUGGAAUUUAAGAGGGUUGUGUCAGAUCACUGAAGCAGGAAAUUCAAAUAACUUCUUGGAAAACUGAACCCAAAUUUUGACUGUUCUCACUGUCUGUACUUUAAAAUAUUUAAACCAAAAAUCUAAGGGAAGUUUUAUCUUUUUGUUGGCAUCAGCUAUGCAGUUAAUUUAUUUUUUUCAUUUCUGUCAAUUUGGACAAUAAACCAACCUGGUUAAUUUUCCAUUUUCAGGAA